AUGGUUGAACAAGUGCAUGUGAGCGUGGUGGGCCCUGGAAAUCUCUCCAUUGGCUGGGCCAGUACAGAGAAGGCCCCUUUGGAGUUCCAAGAGCUUGACCAGCAGCAACAGCCAUUGGGGGAGAUCAAAAGCAUCAGUCCCGAAAGCGACCGCUAUGAGCUCCUGUGUGGCGAGCGCUUUGCCCUGGACUCACCUUGUGCGCUGAGGACGAGGUAUCGAAGCCCUUUGCUUCUGCAAGCUCGGGUAAGUCUUGAGCCAGGCAAAAGCUUUCGCUUUCGUCUCCACCCUGGUCCCACCGACUGGCGAGUGCAGCGGGUGCCCCCGGCGCCCGGGGCAGCGGUGCUGCGCGUGGCGAUGGUGGGAGAUUUGGGUCAAACCAACUUUAGUGCUGCGACCUGCCAAUCUAUUCGUGCACAUGCGAAUGAGCUGGAUAUGGGCGUGAUUCUAGGGGACCUCGCCUACGCAGACUCUAAUGCUAGCCGGUGGGACAGCUUUCAACGUCUUUUCGACCUCCAGGGUUGUGCAGAUAUCCCUUGGCUGGUGCUGCCUGGAAAUCAUGAGAUCGAACCCGAUGAUUUGAGCGGGGAAGCCUUUGUUCCCUACCGCAAGCGCUGGAGAACUCCAGAAGCCAAGCCAGAAGAGGUCACCAAUGACACGAAGGUGAUCAGCUGGCACCGCUACGACCUGCGCUGUCGCUACAACUUCGGCAGCUCGUGGUAUGCCUUCAGUGCAGGACCCGCGCACUUCGUGGCGCUGAACCCGUACACCGAGGCCUCUCCGGAUGCAGCACAGAUCCAAUGGCUCCGGGAGGAACUCAUGAAGGUCCGCCGGACCACGACGCCUUUCCUGGUGGUUCUGACACAUGCACCCUGGGUGCAUUCUUCCAGAGUUCAUCAGCCACAGACCGAGAUGGCAACGUUCCAUUUGCGUUCUUCCGCCGAGCCAUUGCUGUCCACGAUGGACCUGAUGUUCAGUGGCCACGUGCAUGCCUACGAGCGGUCAAAGCCUGUAGAUGGGGUUCAACACUUUGUGCUGGGCCAUGGUGGAAACAAUGAGAAACUCUACAACAGAUGGCAACAAAGUGCUGUCUCGGCGUUUCGCUCCGGAGACCACUACGGCUGGGGCCUGCUGACGCUCGAGGGCUCCGAGGGCCACUGGAGAGCUUUGCGCUCGGUGGAUGGUGCUGUGGUGGAUUCCAUAAGCCUGGCCGCGCGUCGGAUGCCUGACCUGGCCGCUGACCUGGCUGCUGGAGACUCGGCUGCCGCGGCAGCGGCGAGCGUGCUGGUUUGCCUGAAGAUCCUGCCGAGAAGACCUUCCACAGCUGUCUUCUCACCAGAGUCUGGGCGACUCAGCUCAUCCAGUCCAGAGACAGUUGUCAAGUCACUUGGAAGGACCUCAAAGUGUCGAUCGACCCAGCCCACCAGAGCCCACCAGAGGUGCGCUCCACUGAAGAAGGCUUCUCUUCGUCCACGUGGCUGCGUGCAGAGGUCUGAGACGGGAUCCUGA
This is a messenger RNA of Durusdinium trenchii, 1506 nucleotides long. Lineage: Eukaryota; Dinophyceae; Suessiales; Symbiodiniaceae. The record is from the annotation of a GenBank genome assembly.